Molecule: messenger RNA, 330 nt
Organism: Aspergillus fischeri NRRL 181
Lineage: Eukaryota; Fungi; Ascomycota; Eurotiomycetes; Eurotiales; Aspergillaceae
Product: thioredoxin family protein
Exons: 2
Coding region: 1-330 (109 amino acids)
Molecular function (GO): protein-disulfide reductase activity
Source: RefSeq, a predicted model, not a curated record
AUGCCUGUUACCGCCAUCACCUCGUUCAAACAGUUCAAAGAACUCAUUGACGGUGAUAAGCCUGUUAUAAUCGACUUCUGGGCAACAUGGUGUGGACCUUGCCGAGCUAUUUCACCCAUCUUCGAGCAGCUGUCGGAUAAUCCCGACUUUGGCGAUGUCGGAUUCUACAAAGUUGAUGUCGACGAACAAGAGCAGAUUUCUCAAGAGGUCGGCAUCCGUGCAAUGCCAACCUUUGUUCUCUUUAAAAACGGGGACAAGGUUGGUGAACUUAUGGGAGCCGUUCCACAACGUCUGCAAGCCCUUCUUGACACGGCACGCUCUCUAGCAUGA